Nymphaea colorata (pocket water lily) is the source of this 1553-nucleotide messenger RNA. RefSeq lists its product as uncharacterized. Gene Ontology annotation, cellular component: membrane. NCBI's taxonomy places the organism in Eukaryota, Viridiplantae, Streptophyta, Magnoliopsida, Nymphaeales, Nymphaeaceae. The coding region runs from base 387 to 1175 and encodes 262 amino acids. Gene Ontology annotation, molecular function: starch binding. The record is from RefSeq and is a predicted model, not a curated record. The transcript has 4 exons.
CUCUCUCUCUCGCUGUGCGCUACAGAUUGGAUAAACGUCGUUCAGCAUCGAAAGCAUUAAAAUCGUGACCGUAGGAUCCCGCAGGUGCCACCAAACUCCUGGUGUAUUCCUGAUCCUUCUGCGACCUCCUCUUUUGCAGAGUGCAGACUGCAGAGCAUUUCCCUUUUUCUGUUUCCUUUUUCGGUAUUGACCAUCAAGAGGAAGUGCUGAGAGGGAAAGACGGAAGCUCAUAUAAAGGACUCCAUUCCAUCAUUCCAAAAUCUCAGGAGUUAGUAGACAUCAUUUGCGUAAAUCCGUCUCCCGGUCUCUCUCUCUCUCUGCCUCCUCUUCAUUCCGUCUCCGGUUGAAGAGAAAGUAGUGGUGAGUGGUGGUGGUGUGUCUUUUCUAUGGAAGCACAAGGCUGCUGCUAUCCGAAGAUCCUUCUACGAGGUUCCAGAAGAGGUCCGGUCUCCGCCUCUCACAUUCUAGUCAUUCGCACUAUUCGUCCCCUCUUCACCCCAGAUAUUGGUGGCCUGCACUUACAGCCGAGGCGCCUCUCCGUCGUCAAACCUCUCCGGUCAUCGUCGGCCCCGGCUUCUCCUCCUGACGGGAAAGAGGUCCUUUCUUGCAAUUCUGAUACAAGUGAAACGACUGUCCAUGUUAGAUUCGUCCUGCAAAAGGAAUGUCCAUUCGGUCAGCAAUUCUUCUUGACCGGUGAAGAUCCAAUACUUGGUUCAUGGGAACCAUCUGCAGCAAUUGCCAUGGAUUGGUCUGAAGGCCAUAUCUGGACAACGGAGCAGGAUAUCCCGAUUGAAAGUAAGCCUCAGUUCAAGUUCAUACUGAAGGACGCUUCUGGAGCACUUGAGUGGCAACCUGGACCAGACCGGCUUAUGAAAUUGUGGAAAACUGAGAGGACAAUAACAAUAGAGGAAGAUUGGGAGUCAAGUGAACUUCAAAAAGCAACGGAAGAGCCGUGUGAGAACCUAGUCGACGAUGAGAAGCCAGUAGACGAAAUACCUGCAGAAGAGGAGGUGAAAAGUAGCGUUGUCGCAGAAGAAGGGGUGAAAAGUGGCGGCCUGGACGAGAAACAUGAGUCCGUCGGGGAUGACUUCUUUGAGAAGGCUGAAGGUGCUGUUUUGGUUCCAGGACUGACAUCCAGCUCCAUAAUUGGUCUUGCGGGGGAACUUUCUGGUUGAGACGAAACCACAACUGAAGCUGAAACCUCUGCUGCUAUUGUUGACCAGUUGACUCCGAUUGGUGCUUCUGCUGAUAUGGAUCAUACCACCUCUGAGGUAAAUGUUUGGUAACAUGAAUUUCCGCAUUUUCAUACCUUACCAUGAAACCACUUUCUGCUAUAUUUCUUUAGCCGUAACCUUUAGAUGACAUGUACCGUGCAUCUCGUUCAUGGGUACGAAAGACCCUAUUGUGCUUCAUGGGUUCUCCACCGUACUUGCUUGUGUUCAUUCUGAAUGUAGUGGAAAAACUACACCGUUAUCUCAUCCGUUGGACUUGGUAACUAAACAAAAAAUAGAUCUGUUUAUGCUAUUAAGAAAGACUUCUCUUCUUCCUUUUCU